AGGGCGGCCAUCUUGCCUCUUCUCGCUCAGGCAGGGAGAGAGUGGAAGUGAGGACGGAAAGGAAGCCCAGCGGGGAGGAACAAACCUCGGAUGUUUGUUUUCAUUCGGUCCGAGAUAACUCACCCGAAGCAUCCACCUCCGCACUGAGAGAAAUCUGCUGGCUCGUGUUUGCGGUUUGUGGUUUUCCUCCUGGUUUGGAAACCCGCUCCCAUCAAACCAGUCGGGCUGUUAGCUGCGGAGCUAAGCUAACGGAUAGCCGGGCUAGCUAGCUGUUCGCUGACCGAGCUGCGGUCGUCAGCGGCGGAUUGGGGACUGCAGCGUCGCUCGGUAACGUCUCGGCCGGUGGUGGAGGGCUGUUUUCCAGGCAUGGACUCUGAUCCCGGGUCACAACACCAACACCUCGUUCGCAGCAGCAUGUUCUUUGAUUAUUUACCUGCUGAUAUGUUGUGAACACACGGAUUCAACUUUUGUUUCUAUGUGACGCUCAGCUCGGAGAAAAAGUGGAAGGUUUUUAUAAAUAAAGGCAGGAAUCUGGAGCAGCUAGCUAAAGUCGGAGCUCAAGCUAAUCCCGCUUUGGAAAUCAGCGCUAAUCGAUGGAAUUGUCGUGUUUGACGCCUGGGAAGAAGACUGUUUAUCUACUCGACACUGUCAGAUGCCAACUGCAUUCCUGCCAAUGACAUUUGGUUUUAUUACACCGUGAAUCAGCCCGUUCAGCUGCUUUGAUCCCGGUGAACAGAGCUGAAAGUCAGCUGAUGUUAAAUGGCUGUAGCCUCCUGCUAACACAUCCACCUCUCUGACCGGGCCGGGCCUCACACAAACGGGUUGUAUCUGCAGAUUCACCUCAUUUCACGGCGGAUUCACGUGUCACAUUUUGUCACGGUGAACCGUCAAAGUCGGGUCUGAAUCAGGUGCAGUGGCCGGGACAUGCUGCAGGUGCUCCGUGUCCACCAUAAGAAGCAGCGCUAGUUUAAAGGGACGCUAAUCCUGCUUGUCUUCGCUUUGGGAUUAAAACUGAAAUUAAGGAUUUUAGUCUUUGGAUCCACAAUGGGAUCAGCGACCAAACUGGCCUUCAGUGUUUUCCUCAUCUCGUGCUCCUCAGGUGCGAUCCUGGGUCGCUCAGACACUCAGACGUGUGUCCACUACAACUACAACCCUUCAUCCUCCUCAUCCUCGUUGGAGAGUCGGGGGAACCUCAGCGGUGUGGUCACCUGCUCCGGAGAGAAAGAUAAGAGGCUUCACUGCUUCGCCACCUGGAAGAAUGUGUCCGGAGUGGUCCAGGUGGUCAAACAGGGCUGCUGGUUGGACGACGUCAACUGUUACGACAGGAGUGAAUGUGUGGAGAAGAAAGAUGCUCCUGAAGUCUUCUUCUGCUGCUGUGAAGGAAGUUUGUGUAACGACAAGUUCUUCUACAGUCCUGACAGCAACCAGCCGCCUAUACCGACGACAAACAAACCAGUGACAACGCCUCCUCCAGUGGUGACGACUCUGAUGUACUCACUGGUCCCCAUCAUGGCCAUCACCGCCAUCGUCCUCUUCUCGUUCUGGAUGUACCGACACCACAAACUGGCCUACCCACCUGUCCUGGUGCCCACACAGCACGCCUUUCAUAUAAUGAUCGAGGACCCUGGCCCCAUGCCCCCCUCCCCCAUCCUGGGCCAGAAGCCGCUGCAGUUACUGGAGAUCAAAGCCAGGGGGCGCUUCGGCUGCGUGUGGAAGGCUCAGCUGCUCGGUGAAUACGUCGCUGUCAAAAUCUUCCCCAUCCAGGACAAGCAGUCGUGGCAGAACGAGUACGACAUCUUCAACCUGAACGGGAUGAGACAUGAAAACCUGCUGCAGUUCAUCGGAGCAGAGAAGAGAGGAAGCAACAUGGACAUGGAGCUGUGGCUCAUCACCACCUACCAUGAGAAGGGUUCUCUGACAGACUACCUGAAGGCCAACGUCCUCUCCUGGUCUGAGCUGUGUCUCAUCGCUCAGUCGAUGUCCCGAGGUCUCGCCUACCUGCACGAAGACAUACCUGGACACAAGGACGGACACAAGCCUGCCAUCGCACACAGGGACUUUAAAAGUAAGAAUGUCCUGCUGAAGUCCAACCUGACCGCCUGCAUCGCUGACUUCGGCCUCGCUCUCAGGUUUGAGGCGGGAAAAUCUCCUGGAGACACUCAUGGACAGGUGGGGACCAGGAGGUACAUGGCCCCCGAGGUCCUGGAGGGGGCCAUUAACUUCCAGAGAGACGCCUUCCUGAGGAUAGACAUGUACGCUCUGGGCCUGGUGCUGUGGGAGCUCGCCUCACGCUGCAAAGCUGCUGAUGGUCCAGUGGACGAGUACAUGCUGCCAUUUGAGGAGGAGAUCGGUCAACAUCCGUCUCUGGAGGACAUGCAGGAGGUGGUCGUCCACAAGAAGCUGAGGCCGACGCUCAGGGAGUGCUGGCAGAAACACGCUGGUCUGGUGCUGCUCUGUGAGACCAUCGAGGAAUGCUGGGAUCACGAGGCUGAAGCUCGGCUGUCGGCCGGCUGCGUGGAGGAACGCGUCGUGCAGAUGCAGCGGCAGGCGAGCGUCACGGCGCCCGAGGAGAUCGUCACGGUUGUCACCAUGGUGACCAACGUGGACUACCCACCUAAAGAGUCGAGCCUAUGACCGGGCCAAGGACCAAUCAGGACGGAGCAGGGACUCCCUCAGUGAGCGUUUUCUGUCUCUGAUUCAGGUGAAGUGGAGCUGGUCAGGUGACCCGGUCAGGUGACCCGCUCGGCGGUCAUGUGACCCGGUGGACAACAUGGCAGAGAGUCUGUUCCUCUCUGCAGGGUGAGCAGCGCUGACCUCCACCCUCUGACAUCAAUUCCUCGUUUUUAUUACAAAAUAAAAGACUUCCUGGACGAACUUUUUCUACGAUAAUGUGACGAUAAAACCGUUUGUUUGGUUUCAGUAUAAAAAAGGGCGACUGUAGUUUUUAGACACACUUGUCUCUCUGAAUGAUGUGAUGCCAAUAAGAAACAGCUUCUGAAUGUCUGUAUCACCGCUGUAUAUAUAUAUACAGAUCAUGACUAUAUAAAUAUAUAUACAGAUAUAUUUCCAUUGUCACCUGAGAGUCAGAGAGAAAAGUUUAUUAAUCAGGUUAUUGAUCAGGACAGAAAGACAAACAUACGAGGAGAAACUUUAAAUUCUGACAUAUAUUAAAGAUUUAAAGGUUUAAUUUAAAUCAAAUCACAGGAAAGAAGUGAAAUAUAACACAGAUCGUAGUGAAGCUGAGAUUACUUUAUUUUAUACACUAUAACGAGAUCACAUGUUAAUUAUCUCCUUAUCUCAGAGUUGUUCUUGUUCUGACGGGUUAGUCAUCCUGUUGUAAAGCUACUUUAUAUUCAUCAUCCUGUAAUGGGAUGAUAUGUUUCAUGAACGAUUCUAAAUUUGUUCAAACUUCAGAAAACGUUGAAAAGGACGAGGAAAAGUUACUCUCACAGUUAAGAAGUCUGAAGGACAGAAAACACAAGAAACACUAAAAACAAGAUCUGAUUGUUUUCAGUCCGUCUGUGAAGAUGUUUUCUGAUAUAUUAUGCACUAAAUUAAAUAUUUAAAAUAUAGCAUUAAAUCAAUAUUGAAAAUAAUGAUUAGUUUCUGUCCAGUUAACCUCACUUUACCCCGACCUUUGUAUAUCUUAAACCCUCCACAGAAUUCGCUCGAAAUUCAUUUUGGAUCUGAAUCAGUAAGACAAUCAAAACACAAUUCUACAUUUUUAUAAACUAAACGUUAAACGUUUUUUCAAUCGUGACCGACUUCAGAUGUUAAUCAGUUUCUCUUCACCACAAACCAAAAGAGCAGAAUCAGCUGAUUGAUGGAUACAGCUGAUCAUCUGUGAGUCUCCAGAUUUGAAUUUAGAUUAAACUCGAGCAUCAGGAUGUGAGUUUUUAAAGCAUGUCUUUAUUUUAAUGUUAUUUCUAAUAUUCACUGUUGGUUUCCUCUUUUUAUUCUGUUUGUGGUUUCUUCUGAAUCUAUGGAGCCUCAAAACUGACAACAUGUAGUUAAACAUCAAAAGAUCUAACUUUUAAUAAAUCAGUAAAUUAUUUUAUUUUUAUUUAUUUAUUGGCACAAGCAACAAUGCGGACUUCAAAAAAACACUUCAGCACAAAUAAUAUGCUAAUAGGAAUUAAAACGUGAAUAUAUAAAGAGAUUAAUUGUGAAACUAUAAAUCUGCCUCCUGACCUUCGGUUAGUCGUCAGCUGACCCCUGCAGGCCACCGUACGUUUGUCAGAGUAAAGAACAACAAUCAGACUGAAGGGUGGAAACAUAAAAUGAGAGAAACAAGAGUAAGAAAUAGUUUUAUGUGUAUGAUCAGAUUAUUUAAAAGAUAAGUUCUGGAUGUUAUAUUUUCUGCUCCUCUGAUAACUCGUCAGCUUCGUGGCUCCGUUUGUUUGAUGGAUUUCAAAACGUCUCAGGAAAGAUUUUGUAUUUUGUUUUUAGGCCAAAAACUCUUCUUUUCUCCGACGUUCGCUGCUUUUGUUUUUCUGCUGAAAUAACAAACGUCACUCGUUACCCAGCAGGCCGUUCUCCCCGCUGUUCAAAACCGUGACCAGGUUAAAUGUUCGGGCGAGUUAUAACGAAACAAUCGGCUGAUUUUAAUCGGUGAAGUCUCGGCGUCGUCUCUGUCCCGCAGCAGUUUCACUGAAGGAUGAGACGAUGUGACGCAACGUUUGUCCAAGCGAGACGUCGGGAGAAUCCAGAAUCAGAACAUCUGAAACAGAGAGACGUUCAGGGACCUGGUUUUCUAAACGCUGAACGUCCUCGGGCUGGUUCCGGUCCGCUGCCUCCUCCUCUGUCAGUGUUUCAGUGGCAGCAGCUGGCGACACUCAGCCGGUUUCUUUAUUUGAUAUUUGAGUCUGAUCGACGGUCAGACAAGUUCAAAGCUGCACACUUUGUAAAUAUGAAUGUUGUUUCAGAUUGUGAUUUUAGCAUGAGUUUGUUUUUUAUGGACACAGAAUCCUUUAUAAUGUUAAUAUGACAAAUAGAUUUACGUUGUUUAUUUUAUAUGAUGAUGAUGAUGUACAAAUGAAAAACAAUCUGGGUUUAUUAAUUUAUGUGGAAAACUCAGAACACUAACUUCCUGUGGAGGAAGGGGUGUGUGUGUGUGUGUGUGUGUGCGUGCGUGCGUGCGUGCGUGCGUGCGUGCGUGCGUGUGUGUGUGUGUGUGUGUGUGUUAGAUACCUCAGACAUCCCUGCUGGUGCUCACCUCUCAUCACGACAUCAUCACGACAUCAUCGUCCUCCUCCGGCGUCGAUCAGGGCGGCGACACCCUCUCGGCUCCUCCCCCUCUCCUGUUUGUUUUAUUUAAAUAUUUGAUGUGAACGAGAGAAAAAAACAGUUUUCUUCUUUUUUUUGUCAAAAGUCGACAGAAGCUCAUUGAAACAGAAACAAUUGGAGGUUUUUAUUAGUAAGAAUUUUCUGCUCUCUGGUCACUUUAACGCCCUUCUUUAAGAAAACGUCAUUUUGUGUGAAUAAAUCAAACGUGAAUGUUGAAGACUCGCAGCAUCAGAACACUUUAUCAUUAUUAUUAUUAUUAUUAUUAUUAUUGUUAUUAUUAUCAUUAUUCCUGAACUGAUUCUAAUGUGACGUUCUGAGCUCAGAGUCGAGCAUCAGCCUGAGAAUCUGCUGAUGUUAAAUUUAUUCCUGACUUCAUCCUCGACCAGUGGAACAGCUCAGUGAUCCAGUUUGGAUCAGCUGGUACCAGUAAAACCAGUCGAGUGUUUUUAUGACUGAUGUGAAAAUAAAACCAGAUUAGAGAUAAAACUGUUUCCUUUUAAAGACGUUAAAGUUCAAACUGGAUGAAUUGUUCCUCCUGAGGUCUGCUGAGUUAUCAAUCAAUCAAUCAAUAAUGAAUCAAUAAACACAGCAGAUGUGUUUAAAGUUGGUUUUGAUGUUUUCCUCUCCCUGGUCUUUAUGUUUUAUAUGAAACAUGAACACAUUAAUGUUUGAAUUCUCUCCCUGAAUAUUUUCACCCUGCAGCUCACCAACACGACGGUGCGUUCACUGACUGUCGGCAGUUUUAGUUCUGUGUAUUUAAACGGUUUGAGGGCUUCUGUUGGAGGUGAUUGUUGAAUAUUGUACAGAAGAAAAUGUUGUUUCCCCUGAAAUAAAGUACAGUGACUGCUCUGCA
Molecule: messenger RNA, 6139 nt
Organism: Acanthopagrus latus (yellowfin seabream)
Lineage: Eukaryota; Metazoa; Chordata; Actinopteri; Spariformes; Sparidae
Gene: acvr2aa
Product: activin A receptor type 2Aa
Exons: 12
Coding region: 1045-2634 (529 amino acids)
Biological process (GO): cellular response to growth factor stimulus; protein phosphorylation; activin receptor signaling pathway
Cellular component (GO): activin receptor complex; plasma membrane
Molecular function (GO): ATP binding; activin receptor activity; activin binding
Source: RefSeq, a predicted model, not a curated record